AUGCUGAGCGUCUGGUGCUUCUUGGGCCUUGCUGCCGGUUUCCAAAGAGACACUGGCUUCGCGAUCUCCACUUGGAUUUCCGAUUGGGUCAAGGAGAAAUGCCCAGUGGAUGGCAACAGCGACAAAUGUGUGGGGCAGCUGCACGGGCUCGAUAAAAUCCUGCAGCAGAUAUGUGAAGAAUGGGAGGCUCUCACUCCACAAGGGCGGUGUGCGGAGGUUGCACGCAGCAUGUUGCAGAAGGGCACUUGGACCAAACAGCUGCAAUGGAUGACAUCUUUGCCAGAAGACGAGAAGGAUUCUGACUUCUUCGCCCUUCUCUGGACAGGCUUCGCAGAUGAGCCAGCCUUCAAAACCUCCGAGAGUACCAGCUCGAAGGCUCUCCAGCGAUUCGCUCGUGUUUAUCAUGGCAUGCUGCUCAAUCCAGCACCUGGGGGCUCUCCAACUGUUCAGGGGGCGGCAAAGAUGAGGAGUGCCGAAGUGUCCCAGUUGGGCGCAUGCUGUUGGCCUGCCGUGCAGGAUUUUUGGCUGGGCUAUUCCCUCAUGUUCGUAGAUUCAUGGUCCGGACAAGAAAGGCCUCCGGCAGAAGUUGUGGUGCCCAUAAACAAAUGCAUCGAUCCCAGCACAGAAGACGGGUGCGUAGGUGCUCCACUGCAGUCCACGGUCCUUGUGUCAGAAGAGCUACCUUUCCUGAGGAAGCGGAUAAAACAGCACAUCCCCAGCUGGCAACCUAGCUUCGUGAUCUUGGACAUGCGGAAGUCCUGCAGUUCAGUGACACCGGUGGUGCAGGCGGCUUUGGGCACGGCCGUUGCGAAAAGUAAGGUGAGCUGUUUCGACUGCACAGGCACGCUGGAGGAGUGUUAUGCCGAAUGCCUGCGCCAGAGGCCCCUGACUAGACAAGCAUGGGCCGCUUCGAAUGCACCUUUCCCGGAUGCCAACGUGUCGUGUGCCUGGAGCGGGGUGAAAUGCCGAAAAAUGUUCACGGAGGAGAUAGUCGUCACAGAGAUUUGGUGGUCCAGUGUGCAGCUACAAGGGCAGCUUACCAGGUUCGCUGGCUUGGAACGUCUGACCGUGCUAUACCUGCCCUGGAACAAGGAUCUGGCGGGGGACUGCGAGCAAGUGAAGAACUUGAAACGAUUGCGGCGUUUGGACCUCCGUGGCACUGCGGUUGUCUGUGACCUGGAAAGCCUUGGGAGGCUCAGGACGCUGAGGAGAGUCAAGCUCACAGGAUCUCCUUUUCGCGGGAGCCUCGACCACCUCAGCGAGCUCAAGGCGUUGCAAGGUUUGGAGCUCUCCCGGGAAAAAGAUGCCUGCAACGCGACUGGCAACAUCGAGAGCCUGAAAGGCUUCGCUGGCUUGGACAACCUCUACCUGGGCCGGUGCCAGGUCACAGGGAACGUGUCCGAAGCAUCCGGAGACUGGACACGCCUGGAGCAGUUGUACCUCCCCGACACGCAGGUGUAUGGUGCGAUGGAUGCGGCAUGGGAGCCCUACGAGCACCAGGCGAUCAAGGAGAUCAACGUGGCGAGGACCAAUAUCACUUGGAGCUUCGCAGGUCUGGCAGAGGCCCAGAAUGAGACAAGGCAUAUCUUUCCGCAGCUGCGGAAGCUCACCCUCAGUGGAUGCCCACUGGACAUGGAUGUGCACGACUUCCUUUCUUCCUUCGUUUUCAAUAUGGCUAUUGAUACCAUCGAAGCAGCAGGUUGUGGACUGUCGGGAACUGUUGGGAGCAUGCGCCGUGGUUCGGCCUUUGUCAACGGCAAGCUCGAGAACGAUUACCCGUUUUAUUGGGAGCCGUCGUAUUUGGAUUUGUCCGAUAACCUUCUGUCCAGCGUGAAGGGUGUUCCGGCAAACGAGAUGCAUUUUGUAAAUCUGAGCUCAAACCACGGGCUCUCAGAUAUUGAGACGAGCUUCUUGGAAAGCGACUUGUUCAUCGAUCUGCGGCGAACCCCCGUGAACAAGUCAAUUCUUUUCGUUGAGACGCCUGAAAAGUGGCAAACAGACAUGACUGCUCACCCUCAGGCUAUGGAUGCCAGGUCCGAAUGCUAUCCGGUUGCCGGAAGGGAGAAACUCUUUCUCGACAGCCAGACCUUUGCGCCGAGUUUCCUAUGCCGUUGUGUCCCGGGGAACAGAGGCGCUGGAAUCGAUUGCGAGCCUUGCCCUGUAGGGCGCUAUGCGAGCAACUAUAGCAGCCCCGAGUGCACGCCGUGCCCUGAGGGAACAAGCACCUCUGCAACAGGGCGUUCUCAACGAAGCAGCUGCCGCUGCAACAUUCAAGGUCAAGUGCUUCUGACAGAUGAAAGCAGUGGUGCUGAGCGGUGCAGAUGUCCGGAAAAGUUCGGGUUGGUCAAGAAGGGAGACACAGUUUGCAGCAGGUGCCCCAGGUCCAUGUUCAACCUCAAUGACGUGUGCGUUUGCAAGCCAGGUCACUUCGGGACACCAGUCGCUGAUAGCACGUGUCAGCGGUGUGACGUGCAGCAGGGUGUCGCGUGUCCGGAGAGCAAUACUACGCGUCUGACCUGGCAAGUUCAGAGAGGCUGGUGGUACGAGAAGUCAUUAACCCGUAUGCCACGAAGAUGCUUCAAAAGGGAUUUCUGUGUUCGCAAUCUGCAUGUCGCAACUGGUCGACUGUCUCAGCAUUUUCGAUUCGUGGGUGCCCUUGCCAGCACAAGCAGAGUGUUGCAUGUGCAGUCACCGCACCAAAAUCAAUCUUUGGAGCCACAAGCAAUCUCUCGAGACGGCGAAGGCAAUCUCAUUGUGUCUUUCAGGGUCAGUGACCUGCACUCGAUCGGCAUGGAGCAGGACUAUCCGUUGCAGAUUGAGUUCACGAAGUCCACAAGCCUCCAGGCUGUCUACAUGGAAGCGGAUGCAGGGAGUGAAGUCUGCGGCGACCAAGAGUGUUGGCACCAAAUACGCUUUAUCCCGAUGCGUGCGACCGAUGUCCAGCCCAGUCGCCGCUUCCUUCUGUACCAGAACUGCAGGUAUGGACAUCGAGGUCCUUUGUGCGAAGUAUGUGAGCCUGGAUGGUACCGGGUCGGUCCUCUCGCAUCUUGUCAGCCUUGUUCCCGGUCCGGAACUCGCAUCACGUUGCUCUUCUUGGUAAUCCUGGCUGUCUUUGCAGCUGCUGGGGCGUAUGGAGGCCACAGAGCAGCAAAGACCCACGGCUACGAAGGCCUUAAAGACUUCAUACGACAAGCGGUUGAAUCAUGUCGGGAAUCCGUGGGAUGGACGUAUCUCUGGCCGAAGCUGAAGCAAUUCGUCUUUUCCUGCCAGAUGCUGCAUACACUCUCCCUCUUGCGGACUGCAUACUCCGCAUCAGAGGAGAGCUCCAUACACUCCUGGUCCUGGCUUUUGGGAUGGUUUGGUGAAGUGGAUCUGGCGAUCUUGUCGAUGAGACGACUGUCUCAGUGCUGGGGAUCCGAAGGACAGAGCUGUUUCCUGCUGUACUGGCUUACCAUUCUGGAGGUUGCGGUGGUGCUUUUCAUCGGAUGCGGCGUCAGCCGAGCCUUCAGAGCCGACAGGCUGUCGGCAGUUAUCUUAGUCUACAACUUCACCGGCUUGAAAGUGGCCACGAGGAGCCUGAUGUUUAUGAGCUGUACUCAGUUUGAAGGGAAAUCAUUUCUGGUGGCUUGCCAUGACACUGAAUGUGGGACCUUCGAGCAGAAGCUUCACCGAUGGGUGGGAUUUGUGAUUUUCAUGUGCUGGUGUUUUCUUGUCCCCAUGGGCAUCUCGAUGCGCAUGUGGAAGUUCCGAAAGCUGCUGAAUCCAAAAGUGACGGACGAGAUCGCCAUCCGAGAGUUUCCGGAAGACGAGUAUCGGCAAAAGCGGGCUCUGCGUGAAGCGUAUCGAUCAAAGGAAGGUCUCCGACCCCCCGAACUUGUGCCCAGGGGCUUGGUUUAUACGGAGAAGGAGCUGCAGAUCUACUUCCAGAUCAGCGAAGCCAAUCGCCCGAGUUGCUGGUGGUUUGACGUUGCUGCCAUGUCAAGGAGGCAGCUUUUGGCUGGAAUUCUCAUUUUGCCGCGUGACCAUCAGCUACUCAUCGGAUUGUACUACUGCAUGGCCAUGGUGUUCCUAAACCUUGUGGUUCAGCCUGCGCUGGACUGGUCGGAUUCCCUGUCCGAGGGCGCGUCGUACGGUGCCAUGGCUCUGGCGCUGGGCCUGCUGGAUCAUCCUUCGAGCCCGAUCUUCUGGGUCCCAUUGCUGCUUCCAUUCUUCGUGUUCGUAUGGCUGCUUUGUCGCGGCUAUGUCUUCAAGUCCAGGACCAAACGGGUGUGGGAUCCGCGCCUUCACGAGCAAAAGUUCUUCGAGCAGUUCAGGCGGCGGGAAGAACAUGCACAAAAGUCUGUGCGGCGUGGGGCAGCUGCAGGUAUGCCGCAUGCAGAGAUCGAGAUGGAAGUGAGGCACUGGAGUGCCAGGUGA
Molecule: messenger RNA, 4416 nt
Organism: Symbiodinium sp. CCMP2456
Lineage: Eukaryota; Dinophyceae; Suessiales; Symbiodiniaceae
Source: the annotation of a GenBank genome assembly